Molecule: messenger RNA, 6150 nt
Organism: Colletotrichum phormii
Lineage: Eukaryota; Fungi; Ascomycota; Sordariomycetes; Glomerellales; Glomerellaceae
Product: acyl transferase domain-containing protein
Exons: 2
Coding region: 1-6150 (2049 amino acids)
Biological process (GO): long-chain fatty acid biosynthetic process
Cellular component (GO): fatty acid synthase complex
Molecular function (GO): fatty acid synthase activity; [acyl-carrier-protein] S-malonyltransferase activity; [acyl-carrier-protein] S-acetyltransferase activity
Source: RefSeq, a predicted model, not a curated record
AUGUUUCUGCCACUUCAGAUAUGCCACAAAACCUCUCGGGUGUCCGUCCCAAUACCCAUUAGUGCAUAUGGCGAAGCCAGUGUCCUUCGAGAUCAGUAUCUUGAGACACUGGGGGAAGUAGAGACCCUAGAGUCCUCUUCUAGUCAGCUCACCGUUAUCGAGCUCGUUGCCCAGUUCCUCGAGUUCUGUCUCGGUGUCGGCAGAUCCGCAGAGCCCGUCGCCCGCUCCCUCCUAGACUACUUUGAGUUCGAGUGCAUCGGCUCUCAAAAUGUACACACGCUCGUCUGCGGUCUCCAGCUCAACGAAACGGCGAAGCUAGCGCUGCUACGCACAUUUUACGCCGCAAAGGAAGCAAUUCCACGCCUAAUUCAACGACCGACGACGUCUGCUGUGCUCAAAGCGGCAGCCGAUGGAUCCGUUGGCUUGUUUGCGGUUCUAGGUGGGCAGGGAAUCACAAAUAAGUACUUUAAGGAGCUGAAGCAGCUCAAUGACACGUACGAUGGCUUCUUGUACAACCUGUUCAACGCGUCAACGAAACUCCUCAGUAAGCUAUCAAAAGCACCGGCGGGAGAUGAUGAGAUGCUUCCACAUCGUCCGACAAUCAGCAUUUUGGAGUGGCUCCACCAUCCAGAUACCGCUCCGGCAGAUAUGACGACGCCGAGUGUCAGCUUUCCGCUCAUCGGCCUUAUCCAGCUGUCACGCGUUGCCGUCAUCUGUCGCACUCUCGGAUUGACCCCGGGACAACUUAUCGCGAACUUCCGUGGGAUAUCAGGUCACAGCCAUAGCAUAAUUACUGCGGCUGCUAUUGCAUCUUCGGACUCGUGGGAGUCGUUUCAUAGCAACGCUUUGGGUGCACUUCAAGUCCUUUACUACAUUGGCUUAAGGACCCAGGAGGUCUUUUCGACAGAGACAGUUAAUCCCAAGGCUAUCUACGACUCACUCGCUCAUGAUGAGGGACAUCCGUCUCCCAUGCUCAGUAUCUGUGGCCUAGGCCAUAACCAACUACAGGAUAUUGUCGCGGAGCUCAACUCCUAUCUCCCAAGCCAUGCUCGUGUCCAGAUGGCAUUCGCAAAUGGCCGAGAUGACUUUGUCUUUGCGGGACCUCCCUCGACUCUUUAUGCCCUGAACAAAAAACUGAGGCCUCUCAGGGCCGUCUCAGGGGAUGACGAGGUGCGAACUCCAUUCUCCAAGAGGAAGAAGCAGUUUUCUUGCCAGUUCCUCUCCAUUUGCGCACCUUUGCAUAGUAGCCAUCUUGAUGCCGUCGUCGAAAAGAUCUCCUCCGAUCUUGAGGGUGUGGUGAUGCACCCGGCCAACCUUUUUAUACCCGUCUAUGACACCUCCGACGGACUUGAUGUUAGAUGGAGGAGUCAGGAAGCCCAGAAUCUGAUUCCCGCUUUGGUACGCAUGGUUUGCUCCCAACGGGUUGAAUGGGAAAAGAGCACCGCGUUUCCAGGCUGCACUCAUAUCAUUGACUUCGGUCCCGCUGGGAGUAGUGGCAUCGGCGGCUUGACUGCUAGAAAUAAGCAGGGGCGUGGCGUACGAAUUCUCAGUGCUGGCUCGCUCACGUCUAACGAUCCUGAGAUCGGUUGCUUGAUGGAAAUCUUCGACUGCGGUAGCCUAAUCACCUACAACCCUAACUGGGCAGCUUCAUAUCAACCGAAGCUGGUCAAGAACUCGGUACAGGAGACGUUCGUCAACACCCGUCUCAGCCGACUCCUCGGCCUCCCACCCAUCAUUAUUGGCGGGAUGACGCCCACAACUAUGCACGUUGAUUUCGUUUCAUCGGCAAUGAGAGCCGGAUUUCAUAUCGAGUUCGCCGGCGGUGGCUACCACGACGAAGCCAUCAUGGACGCAGCGCUGCGAAAGCUAGCCGACGAAUGUCCUCCUGGGCGCGGUAUCACCGUCAAUCUACUCCCCCUGAACCCGAGGUCUCUCGCCUGGCAGAUCCGUACAAUUCGACGCCUGCGGCUCGAGAGCAUCAACAUUGAUGGCGUCUCGAUCGGGGCUGGCGUUCCUGAGACGGAGAUCGUGGCGGAGUUCAUAGGUCUUGGGAUCCGGCACGUAUCAUUCAAGCCGAAUUCCGAGGAGGCCAUCGAGGCUGUACUCAACAUCGCGAAGGCAAAUCCGGGCUUUCCUGUUAUCUUGCAGUGGACAGGUAGUCGUGGUGACGGUGGCCACUCGUGCGAGGACUUCCACGACCCUAUCCUGCGGACGUACAGCAGGAUCCGCGCGUUGGCUAAUGUCAUUCUCGUAGCUGGGAGCGGCUUUGGAGAUCCCAGCGGCAUCGACACGCUACCGUAUCUUGACGGAUCAUGGAGCGAAACCUUUGGCCAUGCUCCCAUGCCCUUCGAUGGUAUCCUCUACGGCAGCAGCAUGAUGGUUGCUCGGGAAGCCCACACAUCCCGAAAGGCCAAGACCGCUAUAGCAGCGGCGCGUGGUGUCCAGAAUCAUCAGUGGGAGGGUACGAUGAGCUCACGCAGCGGUGCCGGCUCGAUUCUGAGGGUCACUUCCGAGAUGGGCCAGCCUAUCCAUGUUGUCGCUACCCGCGGGGCCCAGUUCUGGGCCGAGCUCGACCGAGACAUCUUCAGCAAGCCUCGUGGUCAGCGGCUAGUCGUUCUGGUGAGCAAGAAGAACUACAUCAUCGACAGGUUGAAUCGCGAUUUUCAAAAAGUUUGGUUUGGAUUGAGCGAAGGCAGACCUGUCGAUCUUGGCGACAUGACAUACUUGGAAGUCACAUCGCGCUUACUCCAGCUACUCUAUCGCCCGAGUAAAGGAGGAUGUCAUCGCUGGGUAGACCUGUCAUAUCUGGCUCUUGUGUCUGACUUUUGCCGUCGCCUCGUGUCCCGAUUCCUACAUGUAGGUUCUGGGAGCCAGCGAGUGUCGGAUCUGAAUGAAUAUCAUACACUGGCGAAUCGACCGCAUGAAUACCUUUCCAAGCUGUCAGAGCUCUGCCCUGGAGCAGGUCGACGCUUGCUCUCUGUCGAAGAUGUAGAGCAUUUUCUCAGUCUAUGUCUCCAGGCAGGGCAGAAACCGGUUCCUUUCAUCCCGGUUCUGGACGACAAUUUCGAAACAUACUGCAAGAAAGACUCGUUCUGGCAAUUCGAGGAUUCCGAGGCGCUGGUCGAUGGUGACGUUGAACGUACUCUCAUUCCCCAAGGACCAGUGGCCGCGGCAUUUUCCACUUCGGAGACCAUCAAUCGACCCAUCUGUGAGAUGCUUUGCGGUAUCAACUUUGGCAUGAUUGAUGGAAUUCUCAAAGCUGAUUACGGGAGCAAUGCCGAUGCGAUUCCAGUCAUUGAAUCAUUCGGCGGUGCCGCCGAGCUGCCUCCGGUACAGAUCCCACCUGGUGUCGUGUCAACCAGAGAUCCCAAGGGCAUCACAUACCAUAUUCUUCCGUACCCAGACAUCGAGCCACCUACGACAGACGUCUGGUGUCGAUUUCUUGCAGGCACAGAGCGGUCAUGGCGCUAUGCUCUCUUGAAUACCGAGUCAGUGGUCUCGGGCAACCACCGCUUCCUACCGAACGCCAUGAGACAUCUAUUGAAGCCGGUAUCAGGCUUCAAGUUCAAGUUGUCUUUGCCAAAUUCAUCCGAACGCACCAAAAUCUCGAUUCUUGACAAACAGAACGAACUCGUUGCCGAGAUCGGCCUCGAGUCCCCAUCAUCUCGGAUCAUUCUGGUUGGCAUAAUCAACCGGAAGACAGUCACGGGACGUCCCGCCUGUCUGAACCUGAGGUUCCAAUACCACCCCGAGACAGGGUACGCCCCUAUUCGAGAAUGCCAGGAGGGAAAGAGCGAUUCUAUCAGAGCAUUCUUUUGGCGAACCUGGAUUGGCCAUGGGGCGAUGCCGGCAGCGAACGGGGAAUCGAGCCCUGAAGAGAUUGCAGCCAUCACUUUCACUGGCGAUGACACGACAAUUACCCGCGGGAUGAUCCAGGAGUUUGUGGCUAUUUCGGGAGGCAUAGCGGCACCAGUGAGCAAGAGCGGUAUCUGGACUGUGCCUUUGGAUUUUGCAAUCAUUCUCGGUUGGAAGGCUAUCGUCCAACCAAUGUGUUCGGGCAUCGUUGACGGCGACCUUUCUAGACUGGUGCACCUCUCAAAUAGGUUCAAGUCUCUUGGCUCCGUAUUACGAGAGGGAGAUACCGUUGCGAGUCAAUCUUCUAUUGUCUCCAUCCGUAACCAACCCAAGGGAAAGAUUGUGAGUAUCAGAUGUAUCAUCACACGCAAGGAAUCGCCGAUGAUAGAAGUCUUAUCCCGGUUCUUGAUUCGUGGCAAGUUCCAAGAUCAUCAUAGGACAUUCGAGACCUGUGCUCUACCGACCACCCAGGUUCACCUCAGAAAUGCUACAGAUGCGGCCGUCCUCUCCUCCAGGAGUUUCAUUACCCUCGAUCAGAGCGUCAAUCUCACACUCUUCGACGGUCUCAAGGUGAACUUUCACUUGGAGACUUUGACACAUUUCAAAGAUGAAAACACCGUCAGCUCAAUCCAUACGUUCGGAGCCUUACACGCUGUCACCAAGGACGGGGAACAAACAAUCGGAGCCGUUGACUCGCUGUCAGCCGGCUCGCAAAGCUCACCCAUCCAAAGCUAUCUGCAGAGAAAAGGCAGGAUCUUAGGAGCCUCGGUUGCACUAGAGAACCCCAUGCAACUCAACAGCGAACCAGUUAUUCUCCCUUUUACACCCAUCCCAGAAGCGUACGCCCGCAUGUCAGGCGAAUUCAACCCGAUCCAUGUUUCAGAGAGCUUCGCGGCGUACUGUGGCCUCUCCGGGACCAUCGUUCCGGCCAUGUGGAUAAGCGCGACAGUACACGCGGCCCUCAACCGCUGGUACGGGGGCAAAGGGAGAACUCAUGCUUAUCAGGUUUCCUUCGUCGGCACGGUGUCACCAGGGAACAGCAUCGCCGUGAAGCUGCGUCAUGUCGCCAUGUUAUCGGGCCGCAAGGUGAUUGAGCUUGAGGCAGUCCUCGCCGGGACUGACGACGUCGUCCUCACAGCGGAGGCAGAGAUAGAGGAGCCACGCACCGCAUACGUGUUCACAGGGCAGGGUUCGCAGGAGGUAAGUAUGGGGAUGGAUCUUUUCGAAUCCAGCCCCAGUGCGAGAGAGGUAUGGGACAAAGCCGACCAAUAUUUCGAGUCGAAUUUUGGUUUCCUGCUGAGCGCCAUUGUCCGCGAGAACCCCAAAGAACUGACAGUUUACUUCCACGGCCGCCGGGGCCGCAUCCUGCGCCAAAAAUACAUCGACAUGGCACUCAAGAGCCCAGACGGUACCGCACAUAAACUCUUUGCUGGAAUCAGCAAGACGACCAAAUCUUACACCUUCCGUCACCCAGAUGGCCUCAUCUUCGCGAGCGAGUUCGCGCAGCCCGCCCUGGCUGUGUCUUCCAAGGCGCGGUUUGCGGACCUGGCCGCGCACGAGCUAGUUCCCACCCCCUUGGAUAGCGACAACGGCAACGGUCCCCUCUUCGCGGGCCAUUCCCUGGGCGAGUAUGCCGCGCUGUCGACAAUGGGCGACGCCAUGUCCACCGAGGAGCUUGCGGCCAUUACGUGGUACCGCGGACUCCUUAUGCAGCCUUCGAUGCACCAUGACGCUGAGAGGCAGUUGCCGUAUGCCAUGGUCGCUGUCAACCCGUCCAAGGUGCGGUCAGAAGGAGGCUUCACCGAGGAUGACCUGCACGCUGUCGUCCAGAGCGUUAGCUCUCGCACGAGUGAGUUCCUUGAAAUCGUCAGCUACGACGUUGUCAACGUACAGUUCGUCUGCUCGGGAACUAAACGUGCGUUGGCGCUGUUCAUCGACGUUCUAGAGGCCGCGGCGUCAUGGGACGUGGAGGCUGCUGUUGAGACGUGUGCUUCCAAGCUCGUUGCGUAUGAAGGCCAGAACAGUGGCCCCUUGGAGCUCCGGCAGACGCAGUUUGCUAAGCCGUUAAAGGGCGGUGAUGCCCUGUUUCAUUCGUCACUUUUGCGCCGUGACGUUGACGCGUAUCGUGAGUUUUUGACAGAUACUUUGAGCAAGCAGUCAGUGAAGCCGGAGAAGCUGAUUGGUCACUGGGUUCCAAAUGUGACGGGACGGGUAUUUGGGAUCUCGAAAGAAGACGUUGAACAGGUUUACCAGUUGACUGGUUCGAAGGUGUUGUUACCGCUAUUAGAGAGUUGA